Messenger RNA from Sinocyclocheilus grahami, 8467 nucleotides. RefSeq names its product voltage-dependent T-type calcium channel subunit alpha-1H-like. Gene Ontology annotation, cellular component: membrane; voltage-gated calcium channel complex. Bases 15 to 6506 code for a protein of 2163 amino acids. The transcript has 32 exons. Gene Ontology annotation, molecular function: high voltage-gated calcium channel activity. The record is from RefSeq and is a predicted model, not a curated record. Lineage: Eukaryota; Metazoa; Chordata; Actinopteri; Cypriniformes; Cyprinidae. Gene Ontology annotation, biological process: calcium ion import across plasma membrane.
UUGAGCAUGUGAGCAUGCUGGUGAUUCUGCUGAACUGUGUGACUCUGGGCAUGUUCCAUCCAUGUGAGGACCUCAAGUGCCAGUCUGAGUGGUGUGUCGUCCUACAGGUGUUUGAUGACUGCAUCUUCGCCUUCUUUGCCGUGGAGAUGGUCAUCAAAAUGAUAGCCCUGGGGAUUUUUGGAUCAAAGUGUUACCUUGGUGACACAUGGAACCGCCUGGACUUCUUCAUUGUCAUGGCAGGGAUGAUGGAGUAUUCACUGGACGGUCAUAACGCCAGCCUGUCAGCCAUCCGGACUGUGCGAGUGCUCAGGCCCCUGCGAGCCAUCAACAGAGUGCCUAGUAUGAGGAUACUGGUGACUCUGCUUCUUGAUACUCUGCCUAUGUUAGGCAACGUCCUCCUGCUGUGCUUUUUUGUCUUCUUUAUAUUCGGCAUUGUCGGGGUGCAGCUGUGGGCUGGACUUCUUAGGAAUCGGUGUUUCAUGCCAGAUAACGUGAAAGCCCUUUAUAAUCUGUCACACAUGAGUCCGUACUACAUGAAUGAAGAAGGUGAGGACAACCCCUUCAUCUGCUCCUCCAAUAAGGACAAUGGCAUGCUGCGCUGUAGUCAGGUGCCCCCCCUCAAGGAGGGUGUUGAGUGCACUUUAAAUGCAUCUCCACCGGGACAUGCCUACUCUGGCCUGGAUGGGACAGGCAACAGCAGCUGUGUUAACUGGAACCAGUAUUACAGUGAGUGUAAACCCGGGGAGCUCAACCCGCACAAAGGGGCAGUGAACUUCGAUAAUAUUGGAUAUGCCUGGAUUGCGAUAUUCCAGGUUAUUACUUUGGAAGGAUGGGUGGACAUCAUGUAUUACGUUAUGGAUGCCCACUCCUUUUACAAUUUUAUAUAUUUUAUAUUGCUUAUUAUAGUGGGUUCCUUCUUCAUGAUCAACCUGUGCCUGGUUGUAAUAGCAACCCAGUUCUCAGAAACAAAGCAGCGUGAGAACCAGCUGAUGCAGGAGCAGCGAGCACGUUACCUCUCCAACGACAGCACCCUCGCCAGCUACUCUGAGCCGGGGAGCUGCUACGAGGAGAUGCUCAGGUACAUCAGCCACCUGUACCGCAAGGUGAAGCGCCGUGCUUCCCGCAUCUACAGCGGCUGGCAGAGCAAACGCAGAAAGAAGGUGAACCCCAACAGUGGGCUGAGUGGGGGAGGAGGAGGAGGCGGCGACGGGGGGGCCAAUGGUCAUAGCAGGCACAGGGGUGGCGGACACUGGGUUCGCUCCAUCCACAACCUCAUCCAACAGCACCAACAGCAGCACUGUCACCUCAGCAAUGGCAGCCCCAGUCCUGUGACCGCUACGGGGCCCGGCGAGGCUCUGGAAAUGAGGUCCAUCGCAACGGGGCCGCAACUGACUGUGUCCUCACAGCCAACCGCCAUGCACAAUCUUUCUUCCAGGACUCCGUCAGUGCACAGCAUUUAUCAAGGUGACUUUCAGGAGGCCCCGCAAGGGCGAACGAGCACCGUGGUGGGUGUGCCGGCACUCGGGCGACUAAACAGCGGGAUGAAUUAUCCGACCAUCUUGCCCUCCCUCAUUUGCAGCUAUACAGGCAGCAGUUCUGCAGGGAAAGGAAGGAGGGGGUCGGAUGCAAAUACAGGAUGUGAUGCGAUUGAUCCCUUUGAGAAGCUGCACCAGCUCAUGGGGGAACAUAGCCACAGUCGUGUGCUGCUGCAGAUGGCUGGUGUGGUGCCCAGUCCACUGCUUCUUGAGCUCCUGAGCUGCCCGUAUUGUGCAAGGGCCCUGGAGACCAUGGAUGUGGAGCUCGGUGAUUCAGACUACUCCAGAUCAGAAGGGGACGUGGUGUACGAGUUCUCCCAUGGAGCAGAGUUCAAACCCUGCCGUGCAUCCCAUCAUAAAAUCCUGGAGGAGCGUAACCGCCUGGCUCAGUACUGGGUUGACUUCCGGGACAGAUUGAUACGCAUAGUAAAUAGCAAAUACUUUAAUCGAGGAAUUAUGAUUGCCAUCCUCAUCAACACCUUGAGUAUGGGGAUUGAAUACCAUGAGCAGCCUGAGGAGCUGACAAACAUUCUGGAGAUUAGCAACAUCGUCUUCACUAGCAUGUUUGUCCUCGAAAUGCUCUUCAAACUGCUGGCCUUUGGCAUCUUUGGCUAUAUCAAGAACCCCUACAACAUAUUUGAUGGGAUUAUUGUAGUCAUAAGUGUGUGGGAGAUCAUAGGGCAGGCGGAUGGGGGUCUGUCAGUGCUGAGGACGUUUCGUCUCCUGCGUGUGCUCAAACUGGUGCGCUUCCUCCCUGCUCUGCGCAGACAGCUGGUAGUCCUGAUGAAGACCAUGGACAAUGUGGCUACAUUCUGCAUGCUGCUCAUGCUUUUCAUUUUCACAUUCAGCAUUCUUGGAAUGCACCUCUUUGGAUGCAAAUUCAGCCUGCAAAUGGAGAAUGGAGACACCAUUCCAGACAGGAAAAACUUUGAUUCCCUGCUGUGGGCCAUUGUCACUGUGUUUCAGAUCCUGACCCAGGAAGACUGGAACGUGGUCCUCUAUAAUGGAAUGGCUUCCACCACCCCAUGGGCGGCUCUUUACUUUGUGGCUCUGAUGACUUUUGGGAAUUAUGUGCUCUUUAACCUACUGGUGGCCAUCUUAGUGGAGGGAUUUCAGGCAGAGGGAGAUGCUAACAGGUCAGAUGCAGAUGAGGAAAAGCGCUCGGUGAACUUUGAAGAGGAAGAGAAGAUGGGGGAAUUGCGAGCUACAGAGUUGAAGAUGUACUCUCUGAUGAUGUCAGCGAAUGGGCAUGUAGAUCCUCGAGGCACUUUGCCUCCUCCAAUCAUCAUGCGCACUGCUGCCACCCCCAUGCCCACUCCGAAGAGCUCGCUCAGCCCCGAGUCAGUGUUUGGUUUGACCGAGUCCAGGCGGGGCAGUGGCAUCUCAAUAGAUCCAAAUGCUUUUGAUCAAAAAUCACUGACUAGCCCAAGAAGAUCUCCAUGCCACCCCCGUGGCUCAGGCAGUAACUGGGGCAGCCGCAGGUCAAGCUGGAACAGCUUAGGACGGGCGCCGAGUUUGAAAAGGAAGGACACGUCUGGGGAGAGGGAGUCUCUGCUGUCUGGGGACGGCAGGGGCAGCUUUGAGGACGAAGACUUGGAGGGGGAGAAGCUGGCCAAUAUCAGUGGGAGCUCACUGCAGCAUCCCAGCUCUCUAGAUAUCCCUGAGCUGCCCCAAACCCCCAGCUUCAGCUCACUGGGAGACUACCACGACUGCAAUGGAAGAAGCCUGCACCUGCCCACUGACCUGUCCGCCAACCUCAGCAAGGAAGACUCCAUUGCAGAGGAGGACAUGGAUGAUAGCUUCUGUUUCCGUCUCAAGAGGACGUUUGAGGCAUAUAAACCUAAGUGGUGUAAAGAUCAUGAAGAGUGGUCCCUUUACCUGUUCUCUCCUCAGAACAAGUUUCGGAUGAUGUGUCAAAGGUUAAUUUCUCACAAGUUGUUUGAUCAUGUAGUCUUGGUAUUCAUCUUCCUAAACUGCAUUACCAUUGCUCUGGAAAGACCCUCUAUUCAGCCAUCCGAGCGAAAGUUCCUCAGUAUCUCCAAUUAUGUUUUCACUGUGAUUUUUGUUGCUGAAAUGACUGUGAAGGUGGUGGCCCUCGGCUUCUGCGCCGGGAAGCAAAGUUAUCUGCAGAGCACCUGGAAUGUUCUGGAUGGGGUGCUGGUCUCUGUCUCUCUCAUUGACAUUCUGGUCUCUCUGGCCUAUACUGGUGGAAACCGAAUCCUUGGCAUCCUGAGGGUUCUUCGUCUGCUGAGAACUCUGCGGCCGCUGAGAGUGAUUAGUCGUGCUCCUGGACUGAAGCUGGUGGUGGAAACGCUAAUAACGUCCCUGAGGCCCAUUGGGAACAUUGUGCUGAUCUGCUGUGCCUUCUUUAUUGUCUUUGGCAUUCUUGGAGUUCAGCUCUUCAAAGGAAAGUUUUACCAUUGUGAAGGUGGCGACACCAAAAACAUCACCAAUAAGUCUGAUUGUCUUCAAGCAAACUACAAAUGGAUUCGGAGAAAGUACAACUUUGACAACUUGGGACAGCAACACAGCUACCAUGUUCAAGGCCCAGAAAUACCGGUCCUCUCUGCAGCAGUUGUCCCCUCACACCCAGUGCCUUUUUCCACUGCAUCAGUGAUUUGGUUUUUCUGUGUUUACCCUGCACUGACUCUUCUGCUGUCUGUCUGUAUGACUGUAUCAACAGAGGCCCAGCAGAGACCGUACUAUGCAGAUUACUCUCCAGCCCGGCUCUACAUCCACACACUGUGUACCAACCACUACCUGGACCUCUUCAUCACCUGCAUCAUCUGCAUCAAUGUGGUCACUAUGUCUAUUGAGCAUUUCAAUCAGCCUCACUACCUUGAAGAGGCACUGAAAUACUGUAACUAUGUCUUUACCAUCAUCUUCGUAAUUGAGGCUUUACUCAAGCUUGUGGCAUUCGGUUUUCGGAGAUUCUUCAAAGAGAGAUGGAACCAGCUGGAUCUAGCCAUAGUCCUGCUCUCUAUCAUGGGCAUCACCCUGGAGGAGAUCAAGAUGAGCGCAGCACUGCCAAUCAACCCCACUAUCAUCCGCAUUAUGAGGGUGCUGAGAAUAGCCAGAGUACUGAAGCUUUUGAAGAUGGCUACAGGCAUGAGAGCCCUGCUAGACACAGUUAUGCAAGCUUUGCCACAGGUGGGAAAUCUGGGCUUGCUGUUUAUGCUCCUCUUCUUCAUUUAUGCGGCACUUGGCGUGGAGCUUUUUGGGAAACUAGAAUGCAAUGACAACAACCCAUGCGAAGGAUUAAGCAGACAUGCUACAUUUGAGAACUUUGGAAUGGCCUUUUUAACAUUAUUUAGAGUAUCGACGGGGGACAACUGGAAUGGCAUAAUGAAGGACACUCUGCGAGAGUGCCUUCCAAAUGAAAGUAACUGCUUCAGCUAUCUGCCCCUGGUUUCCCCCAUCUACUUCGUCACCUUUGUGCUAAUCGCUCAGUUUGUGCUGGUUAACGUGGUGGUGGCCGUACUGAUGAAACACCUGGAGGAGAGCAAUAAGGAGGCUAAAGAAGAUGCAGAAAUGGAUGCUGAGAUUGAGAUGGAGAUGGAAAUGGCUCGGCGUCUCAGCAACAUCUCAGCAGGGAGCUCUUCAGGGCCGGAAGGAAGGGCAACUUAUGUAGGACCACACCCGCAGAAGCAUAGACAGGAUGAGGGGAUGCAAAGAACACAGGAGAAUUUGCUCUCUCCACGGAAAAUGUCAGUGUCAAGGAUGCACUCUUUGCCCAAUGACAGCUACAUGUUUCGCCCUGUGAGGCCAGCCAGUGCUCCUUAUCCACUGGAAGAAGUGGAAGCCAGUCAAGGGUACCUUGAAUUAGGCUCCAUCACCUCAGUCCACUCCCAGCCAUGCGAAAGCCAUUCCCUGCUCCAGGUCCCCGGUGUUCCUCCCCAUUCCCAGUUCAACUACCUCCCCAAGAUUCCCCCUCCCAUGCCCUCUCCAACCCACAGCAUAGGCAGGACUUUACGCAGACAGAAGGCAAUUAAAAAUGACUCCGUCGACGUGCAAAGUUUCGACUCCAAAGACAAUCCCAACAGACAGGUAGGAAUAACUACAGGCAGCUUCAAGCUGCGUGUUCCUCGGAUCACCGGACCCAGCAUCCCUCAGGGGUCACCCUUGCUGCCCCCACGUGGACAUGCCCCCAGUGUCUGCACCUUCCAGCAGCCCCAUAGCCAGCACAAUAUCCCUUCCAGACCUCCCAGCCUGGCCAGCAGCAGCAGAAGCACCAGCCCCAGUGGCUCCAUGUUUGAUUCCGCCGAUCCGACUGACGAGGAGGUCCGCCACAUCAACAGCACAGCACGGCUGUGGGUAGGGACUCGGGCAGAAGCCCGGAGUCACUCCCUGUCUCCUUACACCACCUCAGGGAUGCUGCUUCCCAUCCCCGUGAAGAACUGCAGCAGUGCUGCCAACUUAAGCGUCAAAGACCCGAAGAAGUGCUUCAGCGUGGACAAGGAGGGUUUUCUGGAAAAACCCUAUGGUACCGAUGACCAUCGCAGGCACUCGAUUGAGAUUUGCUCUUCAGUAGAUGAUGGGCUGUUUGGUCAAGAACUCAGUGAGAAGAGGCACGUUCCCAUGCGUGGACAGUCGUUGUACAUUCCCCGGAAGAAAAAGAUGAGCCCUCCCUGUAUCGCCAUCGAGCCCCUGUUUGAAACGGAGGCUCCCGCUUCUCUCGCAUCCAUGAAAAAGCUGUCGGAGAGCAGCAUGCUACUACGGAGGAGGACGCCAUCUUAUGACCUGGCCCUGCAGAGGGACUCUCUGGAUUUGCCAGAGAACCAGCUGUCUACCCAGCCGCUCAUCAAAGUAGAGCGGCACCCCUCUCACUGUGCCGAGUAUCUGUCCCUGCCGCACCCCACCCCAAUGGGUGGACUGGCAGGCAUUCUAUGUGAAAACACACAGCCGACCCCCUUUGACAGCCGGUUUGAAGAAUCCACGGACUUCAGCUCUGUAAACAGGACAGCCCAAUGAGGGACAUCGGCUUUAGUGAAAUUUUACCAUCCACACUCAAGGGUGCGGCAACUAGUUGAAUGGGGGAUGUCGACCUCUUUCUGUAGCCAAAGUUUUCCUUGUUUCUUUUUCAGAUGUAAUAUCAUCAUGAAAGUCAGCCAGGAAUGGCAACUGAUCCUAGCGGGGAACAGUGUUUGAUCUGACUGUGUUGAACAUGGGAUAUGCAAUUUCAGGUUUCCACAUGGAACUCUGGUUCUUAUUUUAAUCCCAGUGCUCAAUCACAUUGAUUUGAGUUCAGGAUGUGUAGUGUUGUGUAACAUCUGUAUCAUAUUUGUCAGUCUCUCCUCUCUUUGUCAUGAGCAUCGGUAAUGUUUUCUGUAAAGACAGAGUAUACAGAUUAAAAGACUAAUAAGAACUGUACAUGUUAUGUAUUUUAUUGACUCAUGAUGUGUAAAUAGAGAACAUUGUAUUAGUGGAGAAACAAGCUCUAUUCAUAUGCACAUAUUUUUUAUAGAGAUCUAUAAUGUUUUUGCACACAUCAAUUUGAAUUGUCCUCUGUUGUCUUCUUGUGAAUGUACAUUUUUUAAUCAAAUAGCUGUGGGAUCAAUUCUAGUCUGUUAAGGCCUACUGAUAUUGAGAUGAUUUUUAUUUUUCUAUUGGGAGGACGGGGUGUGUCGUAUAAUAUAGAUCCAAUGAGAACCAAACUCCAAAUGAUCUGUAGCCUGAGUGCAAUACACUAUAAAUGUUUCUGUAAGUUUACCCAGUUAGGUUACUCACUUUUUAAGCAAACAUAGCCAGUAACGUGCAUCUCACAUACACAACCCUUUACCAUACUCAGGUUCAUCUCAAAAUGUAUAUUACGAUUUCUGCUACACUCUACAUUGUAACCAAAUUUAACCAGAAAAUAACCUAUUUUAACAUUUUGUGGCCCUUGGCUGUGGCACAAGUUGCAUGUGAAGGACAGAGUAAUUCAAAUGUAAAUGUGACCGUUUCUCCUGAUGUUCAAACUUUAUCACUGUCAAAGCAGAAGACUUGAGGGAGUUUAUAUCAGCACACGUCUGAUCUAUUUUUUGAUCUGCUCUGCUUUGAAAUGGCACCUCUGGGUUUGUGCCCUUGUGAAACAACUGUUUAAUGAAAGGAAUGUUUUUAUUUGUUUUAGAAGUGAUCAAUGUGAUUUAUGUAUAGUUAAACUAAGCCAUGAUGUUUUUGGCAAAUCACAGGUAAAUGACACCUGCAAAUCCUGCUCUUUAAAUUAUAUAAAUCACACAACUACAUAUCCAGUGUCAUUAAUGUAUCACCUGAGAUUUAAAAUAGUUGAUGCAGCUUUUGUGCUAAUUUACUUUUUUCCUCCAUUUAUGAUUCUCCUCAAAAGAUGGAGAGGGAAAAUCAGUUGCAUGUUAUCGAGAGAUUUAGAAAUACAAACAUCUGUAUGUUUUUGACAUUUCAAUUUUCAGAUAUUUUCCAUUUGUAGACUUAUUAUUUAAUUGCACUGAGAUGUAAUUACAAGGUAUUCCUCUUUGUAGAAAUGAGUAAACCCACUUAUUGUUGUCUAAUGCAAUAUUUUAUGAUAGCCUAUGUUGAGAUGAGUGCAAGAGGUUUAGAAGUUUUAGCAAAAAUCAUGGAUGAUUACAAUUGAUAAAAGUAUGUACUCUGACAACAUAAUCAGACAUCAAUUUAACAUUGGACUUUGAGACAAAUGUGUGCAGUGUUUCAUGUAUCUUACGGUACUAGAUCCAUGUUUUUGCAAGAGGAUUGUUGAGUUUUUUUUUUUUUAAUUGUUAUUGAAUAAAUGAUAGAACUGUAUGGAUGGAGUAGUAUAUAACUGCUUAAAGUGUUUUAAUCACUUUGGGCACAUGGACAAUCUUAGCGGGGUUUUUUUUUAUUUAAUAUGAGCUUUUGCCAUUAAGCAGCCUAAUGUCCUUAACCCUUCAAUAAAUAAUCAAAGCAUUUUCCUCAAGCUUUCAUGAUGAUAUCCUUCUCUC